GUGAGACUUGCUACAAACAAUUGUCGUGAGCCAUGAGACCAUUCCACACUCUAGAGGCAUGCAAUACUUGUGAAGACUCGUUCCAUAAUAAUGUUCGCUUUAGCAGCCCUCAAGCGCACUUUUCCACAAGACUCACCAAACGAUGACGCAACCAAUCGAUAAGCCGAUGUCGCUCUUUCGUUCCUCUCACGAAGUUCAAGUUCGACUCACAUCACAGAUCAUUAGCUGCUGAUAAGAUGGCGUCAACACAGGUCGCUCCGGUGAAUCUACCCCGCGUAGCUAUCACGUACUGCACACAGUGUCGCUGGAUGCUGCGGGCCGCAUACUUUGGCCAAGAGCUCCUCUCCACAUUCGGGACCCAGAUCGGUGAAAUCGCCCUGAUACCCGCGACAGGUGGACUCUUCCAGGUUGAGUUGACCUAUAUCCCACCCAGCCCAACAGAUUCUUCAAACGAAGGCGAAGUCGAAGCCCAAAAAAUACUCCUUUGGGAUCGCAAAUCUGAAGGUGGCUUCCCGGAAACCAAAGUGCUGAAACAGCGCGUCCGAGAUCAUAUUGACCCCAAGAAAGACCUCGGGCAUAGCGAUGUUGGCGGGAAAAAGAAAGAAGCUGUAAAGGAAGAGAAGGACAAUGGACCGCAAGAUUCCGUUGACGUCAAGGUCGACGGAAAGACAGAGCGGAAUGCUGAGGAGAUGGUGAAGGACAUGGAGCUUGAAGAUGUGCCAGACAAGACAACUGUAAAGAGGAAUCCGGAUGGGACGGUUUGCGAAGACUGUAGCUGAUAUCGGGGCUGAAAGUAC
Messenger RNA from Boeremia exigua, 797 nucleotides. Its product is annotated as seleno protein W family protein. The record is from RefSeq and is a predicted model, not a curated record. The transcript is spliced from 3 exons. The coding region runs from base 237 to 779 and encodes 180 amino acids. NCBI's taxonomy places the organism in Eukaryota, Fungi, Ascomycota, Dothideomycetes, Pleosporales, Didymellaceae.